UUGUGUAAUUUGGUGAAGAGUGAAUGUAUAAAAAAACAAAACAGUAACAUCUAUACAUCCAAAAUCUACGGAAUACAAAAGCUAUAUAACAAAAUUAUUAUAUUUUUUUUGCUCACCAAUGUGUGGAUAUUAACGGCAAUGAACUUUAGAUAUACACUUACGAUUAUACUUCCACUUACAAUAGCUUAUGUAAUUUAAUCGUUUAUUAGUAUUCAAUUUAGUGUUAAGUAAUGCACAAUAACACUUCACAGUCUCCGCCUCUAAUUAAAUUGUUACCCGCCUCCAAUGUAUUACCAUCAACCAAUACGAGCGCGAAAUCCGAAAACAAUAUCGGAAACACAAGAGAAACGUCAAAUGAAAAUCCAAACACACCUCUUGUAAAGCCACCUUAUUCGUAUAUUGCCCUCAUCACAAUGGCAAUUCUACAAUCGCCGCACAAGAAACUAACUCUCAGUGGGAUAUGCGACUUUAUUAUGACAAGAUUUGCGUAUUAUAAAGAAAAAUUUCCCGCCUGGCAAAACUCAAUUCGUCACAACUUAAGUUUAAACGAUUGUUUUAUAAAAGUACCACGAGAACCUGGAAAUCCCGGAAAGGGAAAUUUUUGGACAUUAGAUCCACUAGCUGAGGACAUGUUUGAUAAUGGCAGUUUUUUGCGUAGAAGAAAGCGAUAUAAGAGAGCUCCAGCAAUGCAAAGAUUUUCGUUUCCAACAGUUUUUGGAUCACUCUCUCCAUUUUGGAUUCGAAAACCAGUGCCGCUUGUUCCAGUCCAUUUCAACGUACCAAAUUUUACUAAUAAUAGAGAUUGUUUCGACAUGGUCAAUUCCACAAAUGAUACAAUGCACCACGCAAUAAUAGCAGAUAAAAAAUUCAAUUUUUUUGCAAAUUCUGAGAUCUCACAAUAUCGAAAUAAUGAUAAAUUUGAUAUUUUUCAAAAUAACUCUUUCGCAAGACGAGCUAGUGAUUUGACCAGCGCUGUAAGAUCAAAUGAUAAGUGCCGAAAAUUAAGCAGCAUGGAAACUAACCAAAACCACUAUAUGAAUAGAAAAGAGGAACCGAAUGAAUUUCUCCAAUAUGAAAGUGUAUUUGCAGAUGAAAACAAUGAAUCUUGUGACAGAAUUGAUGUCGAAUGCUCUCAAGAACAUGACUCACAUCUUUCCGAUUCGGUUGAAAGUGUUGCGAAAACUACUAAUAAUUUAGAACUCAUAACUAAAGUCAAUAACAUUACCAAAAAGGAGAAAAACACAUCUUUAAACCACAAACGAACUUCGCCCUACUAUUUACUAUUUGACAAUGCUGAGGUUUCUUGUAGCUCCAUAUUGAUAUCCUCAACUCCUAGUGAAAACCAUAGCCAAUGCAGAAGAAGCGUAGAUAGCGAUAUGUACAAUGAGACAAAUGUAAGCUGUACCAUCAUUCAAUCCAGCAAACACAAUAAUGCAAAAGAUUUCCGAAUAGAAACUCUUAUAGGAACAGCUGGUGAACCAAACGAUUAGUAAAAAAAUGAGUUUAAUGCAGCAGAAAUUAGAACUUUCGAGAUUAAAGAAAAAAUAAAAUUGAUUUUUUUAUAUUAUGUUAUUUUGAUCACGCUGAUAUUUUCAGAUGUCCUAAUUUGUAAAUAAGUAUUUUCAUAUGAACCGAAAUAAAUGAAAAUAUUACAGCUAAAUUAUUGUUUUCUGUUG
Molecule: messenger RNA, 1676 nt
Organism: Teleopsis dalmanni
Lineage: Eukaryota; Metazoa; Arthropoda; Insecta; Diptera; Diopsidae
Product: fork head domain-containing protein FD3-like
Exons: 2
Coding region: 231-1490 (419 amino acids)
Biological process (GO): anatomical structure morphogenesis; cell differentiation; regulation of transcription by RNA polymerase II
Molecular function (GO): DNA-binding transcription factor activity, RNA polymerase II-specific; RNA polymerase II cis-regulatory region sequence-specific DNA binding
Source: RefSeq, a predicted model, not a curated record